UGCUCCAUGAGAUCGCCAUCUUACCACCAACAACCACGCUAGGAAGCAUGAAUGACCGGGUGUAACUGUCGUCCUCGCUCUUGUCGUCAAGUUUACCAAGUGGGCUGAGCCUGAGCAAAGACAUCUCGGCAUCUCCUACCCUACCCUACGUUCGAUCGAGCUCGUGGUGCCCAGGCUCAUGGCGGCCGCUAUCUCCAGUCCCCCGAGCACGAGGGUUGCUGUGGUCACCGGCGGGAACAAAGGGAUCGGGCUGGAGGUGUGCCGGCAGCUGGCCAGCAAUGGCAUCACCGUCAUCUUGACAGCCAGGGACGAGGCGAGGGGCGCAGCCGCCGUGGAGAAGCUCAGAGAUGGAGCAGGGCUCUCCGAUGUCAUUUUCCAUCAGCUGGAGAUCACUGAUGCCCAGAGCAUCGCUCGACUGGCUGGUUUCUUGAAGGCGCGUUUUGGGAAGCUAGACAUCCUGGUAAAUAAUGCCGCUAUCGGCGGGGUUCAGUCACUUGCCAUCCAAGAUCCGAGCGGCGAAAAGUUCAGUGGCAUGGAUGCGAGGCAGAGGGCUGAAUGGAUGUGGCAACAGUGCCGGGAGACAUGCGACGCUGCCAAGGCAGGAAUUCAGACAAACUACUACGGCACAAAGAACGUAACCGAAGCACUGCUGCCUCAGCUGCAAGCCUCGUCCGACGGAAGGAUCGUCAACGUCUCCUCCGACUUCGGGCUGCUAAGACAUUUCAGCAACGAGGAGCUGAAGCAGGAGCUGAACGAUGUCGAGAAGCUCACCAAGGAGAGGCUGGACGAGGUGCUGGCCACGUUCCUGCGCGACUUCGAGGCCGGCGAGGUGGAGGCGCGCGGGUGGCCGAUGUAUUUCUCGGCGUACAAGGCGGCCAAGGCAGCCAUGAACGCCUACUCGAGGGUCCUGGCGAGGAGGCACCCCGAGCUGCGCGUCAACUGCGCGCACCCCGGCUACGUGAAGACCGACAUGACCAGGCACUCGGGCCUGCUGACGCCCGAGGAGGGCGCGGCCAACGUGGUGAAGGUGGCGCUGCUGCCGGAAGGCGGGCCGACCGGCGUGUUCUUCGCGUUGGGCCAGGAGGCGCCGUUCGUGUGACAUACGCUGCCAUACUGACUGCUGGCAGCGCACGGCCCAUGACCACUGGCCCCUCGUGCCGUCCGUGCCCGUCGUUCUCCAAGACUCCAACGGCAUGUUAGCUAGUAUUACCUAUAUGCAACUUCAAUCUGCUGGUUUCAGAUUGCGAAUAAAACCAAGGAAUGCUGCUGGCUCUCCGUUGUUUCUAUUAAUAAGCUUCGCUAAAAAAAAAUUCCAAAAUUUGGCGCA
Messenger RNA from Setaria italica (foxtail millet), 1327 nucleotides. Its product is annotated as (+)-neomenthol dehydrogenase. The record is from RefSeq and is a predicted model, not a curated record. The coding region runs from base 179 to 1099 and encodes 306 amino acids. Lineage: Eukaryota; Viridiplantae; Streptophyta; Magnoliopsida; Poales; Poaceae. The transcript is spliced from 5 exons. Gene Ontology annotation, molecular function: oxidoreductase activity, acting on the CH-OH group of donors, NAD or NADP as acceptor. Gene Ontology annotation, cellular component: membrane.